This is a messenger RNA of Ostreococcus tauri, 1131 nucleotides long. RefSeq names its product NAD-dependent epimerase/dehydratase. The transcript is spliced from 2 exons. NCBI's taxonomy places the organism in Eukaryota, Viridiplantae, Chlorophyta, Mamiellophyceae, Mamiellales, Bathycoccaceae. The record is from RefSeq and is a predicted model, not a curated record. Gene Ontology annotation, molecular function: NAD binding; GDP-mannose 3,5-epimerase activity. The coding region runs from base 1 to 1131 and encodes 376 amino acids.
AUGGCGGCGGCGGGGUACGAAUUGCGAGGCGUGUACGGGAGCGAGCCGUAUUGGCCGGAGAAGAAGCUGAAAAUCUGCGUCACGGGCGCGGGGGGGUUCAUCGGAAGUCACCUGGCGAAGCGAUUGAAGGAAGAGGGGCAUCACAUCGUCGCGUGCGAUUGGAAGCGCAAUGAACACAUGCCGGAGGAGAUGUUUUGCGACGAGUUCAUCUUGGUCGACUUGCGUCUCUACGAAAACUGUAAAAAGGUGCUCGAGGGGUGCGAUCACUGCUUUAACCUCGCCGCGGAUAUGGGUGGGAUGGGUUUCAUUCAGUCCAACCACUCGGUGAUCUUUUACAACAACGUGAUGAUUUCUUUCAACAUGAUGGAGGCGAUGCGCGUGCAAAACGUCACUCGAUGCUUCUACGCGUCGAGCGCGUGCAUUUACCCGGAGGGGACGCAGCUGAGCACCGAGAUGCAAGACGGCUUGAAGGAAUCGUGCGCGUGGCCGGCGCAGCCGCAAGACGCGUACGGCUUGGAGAAGCUCGCGUCUGAGGAAGUGUACAAGCACUACCAACAAGAUUUUGGCAUCCAGACGCGCAUCGGCCGCUUCCACAACAUCUACGGUCCGUACGGCACGUGGAAGGGCGGUCGCGAGAAGGCUCCGGCGGCGUUCUGUCGCAAGGCCGCGACGGCGACCACCGAGGUCGAGAUGUGGGGCGACGGUAAGCAAACUCGCUCGUUCACCUACAUUGACGACUGCGUCGAGGGCAUCUUGCGCCUCACCAAGAGCGACUUCGCCGAGCCGGUGAACAUUGGCUCCGAUGAGAUGAUCUCCAUGAACGACAUGCAAGCGAUGGCUCUCAAGUUCGCGGGCAAGGAUCUCCCGAUCAAGCACAUUCCGGGUCCGGAGGGCGUGCGCGGUCGUAACUCCAACAACGACCUCAUCAAGGAGAAGCUCGGCUGGGCUCCGUCCGUCAAGCUCGAGGACGGCUUGAAGGUGACCUUUGAGUGGAUCUCCUCCAAGAUCGCCGAAGAGGCUGCCUCUGGUGUUGAUACCGCCGCGGCGUUCGCGAAGUCCACCAUUUGUGGUACGCAAGCGCCGACCGAGCUCGGCCAACUCCGCGCAGCGGAUGGCCAAGAAAAGCUCUGA